ACAGUUGUGCAGCACAUUCAAUACAAAUAAAUAAAUAAAUAAAAACACAGUUCAUUUGCAAAUAGUUGCAAAAAUCGUUAAAACUACGUAGAAAAUAAACAGAAAUGCUUUUCGUUUGCCAGUGUUCUACUAUAUAACGUGUACCAAAUUCUUUCUAAAGUGUAAACAAACUACUAAUUGAAAGCAUUUUCCAUCCAAAGGUGAAAACUUGUGUUACCGGCGAUUUGAUUACAUCAGCUCAGCUGUUCUGUCCCAGUCUAGCGAUAGCACGUUUCUAGUCCAAUGGCUUCCAAAACGUCCGAUAAAGAAACCGGCAAACCGUCGGACACACGGUCUCCACCCAUCCCGAAUGCGGUAAUUGAUAGAAGCGACCGGGAGGGAAGCGAGAAGCAGUGGGGCUACGAUCUGUAUCCGGAGCGACGGGGCGAAAAGUACAAACCCAGCUGGGGACGGGUAUUGCUCGGUAUCGAGGGCACGGAAAACCUGGACAAGAUAAAAUGCGAACGGAACGUGUACUCCUGUGUGAAGAAAAGUCCCAUGGUAAAGUUGAUGAUGGGAGCGCUGAAGAGUUCCGGGUGUGAAAUCGACAUCCGAAGGCACAUUGCGUGUGAGGUGUGCGACACAUCGGUCAGCGGUGGGUACGAUCCGGUGCUGAAUCAGGUUGUGGUGUGUCAGAACAUUGCCCGAAACGAGGGCAUCGUGCAGGGCGUACUGACGCACGAAAUGAUCCACAUGUUCGACUACUGUAACAACAAUUUGGAUUUUAAAAAUAUCGACCACUUAGCGUGCACGGAAAUUCGGGCAGCCAACCUGACGCACUGCUCGUUCCUGAGCGCGUGUACGCAGGGUGAUGCUUCACCAUUCAAAAUUAAACAGGCACAUGCGGACUGUGUGAAAACCAAAGCCCUUAACUCGGUGCUAGCGGUGCGGAAGGUGAGUCCGGAAGAGGCUAUCGCAGCGGUGGAGCGUGUGUUCCCCAAGUGCUAUAACGAUCUGGAACCGAUCGGUCGUCGGAUACGACGAAACUCGAAGGAUAUGUACAAAGCCUACCUGGAAGGUCCAAUGUACGGGUACGAUGUGGAUUAGCCAGUGCGUUUUUUAUAUGGCAUUUUGUUGCAAUAAAUGGUUGGCGAUAGUAGUAGCGAAA
Molecule: messenger RNA, 1147 nt
Organism: Anopheles stephensi (Asian malaria mosquito)
Lineage: Eukaryota; Metazoa; Arthropoda; Insecta; Diptera; Culicidae
Product: mitochondrial inner membrane protease ATP23 homolog
Exons: 3
Coding region: 283-1086 (267 amino acids)
Biological process (GO): mitochondrial proton-transporting ATP synthase complex assembly; mitochondrial protein processing
Cellular component (GO): extrinsic component of mitochondrial inner membrane
Molecular function (GO): metalloendopeptidase activity
Source: RefSeq, a predicted model, not a curated record